Molecule: messenger RNA, 441 nt
Organism: Rotaria socialis
Lineage: Eukaryota; Metazoa; Rotifera; Eurotatoria; Philodinida; Philodinidae
Source: the annotation of a GenBank genome assembly
AUGUCAUCAGCUUAUCAAAUCUAUCGUUCAACAACUAUUGGUUUGACUCUUCACGAUACUCUUCAUGAACUUGUUCAACGUCAAAUACUUAGUUCUCGUGCUGUCGAUUUUAUUUUUAAUGUUUUUGAUGAAAUUAUCAAUGAAAAAUUAAUUUUUCGAUCAGUCAAAGAAAAACCAGAAGCUUGUCUUUCUUUCAACGGUCAUCUUCUUUCCUAUAGAUCGUGUGAUCAAGUAUGGACGCUACUUUUUGAUUCAUUAAUAUUAACAUCAACAAAUAAAGAUUCAUCAUGGAAAAUGAAUUUAGCUAAUCAAAAUAACAAAAUAAAAAUAAUUAGUUGUCCUGCAACAAAAUUAACUUUAUCGAAUAGCGAACAAAUAACAACAGAUGAAGAUGAUUCUAAAAUAAAAUCAAAAUCUUUGAAAAAAUUUAAAUCUAAAUAA